This is a messenger RNA of Terrapene triunguis (Three-toed box turtle), 1714 nucleotides long. RefSeq names its product carboxypeptidase E (gene CPE). The transcript has 9 exons. Gene Ontology annotation, biological process: proteolysis. Gene Ontology annotation, molecular function: metallocarboxypeptidase activity; zinc ion binding. NCBI's taxonomy places the organism in Eukaryota, Metazoa, Chordata, Testudines, Emydidae. The record is from RefSeq and is a predicted model, not a curated record. Bases 39 to 1466 code for a protein of 475 amino acids.
GCAGCUGCAGAGGAGCAGGCACAGGAGACGGCUGAGGGAUGGCAGCGGGAAGGGGCUGGGGGCUGCUGGCGCUGUGCGGGGCGCUCAGUGCCUGCUGCUGGCUGCUGUGCGCCGGGGCGGCUGAGCAGGAGGCUGCCGCCGGGGCGAGCCGGCGGCGGAGGCUGAGCCAGGAGGACGGCAUCUCCUUCGAGUACCACCGCUACCCGGAGCUGCGGGAGGCGCUGGUGGCCGUGUGGCUGCAGUGCCCCUCCAUCAGCAGGAUCUACACCGUGGGGCGAAGCUUCGAGGGCAGGGAGCUGCUGGUCAUCGAGAUUUCGGAUAACCCCGGGAGACACGAGCCUGGGGAGCCUGAAUUUAAAUAUAUCGGGAAUAUGCACGGGAAUGAAGCCGUUGGAAGGGAGCUGCUUAUUUUCUUAGCUCAGUACCUAUGUAAUGAAUACCAGAAGGGAAACGAGACAAUUAUCAACUUGAUCCACAGCACACGCAUCCAUAUCAUGCCAUCCUUUAAUCCAGAUGGGUUUGAGAAGGCAGCAUCCCAGCCUGGUGAAUUCAAAGACUGGUUUGUUGGCCGAAGUAAUGCUCAAGGAAUAGACCUGAACCGUAAUUUCCCUGACCUGGAUAGAAUAGUUUACAUUAAUGAGAGAGAAGGUGGCCCAAACAAUCACCUACUGAAAAACAUGAGGAAAGCUGUGGACCAGAAUCCUAAGCUUGCUCCUGAAACUAAAAGUAUCAUUCACUGGAUUAUGGAUAUUCCCUUUGUCCUCUCAGCCAAUCUUCAUGGAGGAGACCUUGUUGCAAACUAUCCAUAUGAUGAAACGCGCAGUGGUAGCACUCAUGAAUACAGCUCCUGCCCUGAUGAUGCGAUUUUUCAAAGCUUAGCUCGGGGCUAUUCAUCUUUUAACCCAGCCAUGUCUGAUCAAAACAGACCACCAUGUCGUAAGAAUGAUGACGACAGUAGUUUUGUAGAUGGAACAACCAACGGUGGUGCUUGGUACAGUGUUCCUGGAGGAAUGCAGGACUUCAAUUACCUCAGCAGCAACUGCUUUGAAAUCACAGUGGAGCUCAGCUGUGAAAAAUUCCCAUCAGAGGAAACUCUGAAGACCUACUGGGAGGACAACAAGAACUCACUUGUCAAUUAUAUUGAGCAGAUACAUCGGGGAGUGAAAGGAUUUGUUAGAGAUCUUCAGGGAAACGCGAUUGCAAAUGCUACCAUUUCUGUGGAGGGAAUAAACCAUGACAUUACAUCAGCCAACGAUGGUGAUUACUGGAGAUUGCUUACACCAGGAAACUACAAACUUACAGCCUCAGCACCAGGCUAUCUAGCAAUAACUAAAAAAGUGGCUGUUCCCUUUAGCCCUGCCAUUGGGGUUGAUUUUGAGCUGGAGUCGUUGUCUGAAAGAAAAGAAGAGGAGAAAGAAGAGUUGAUGGAGUGGUGGAAGAUGAUGUCAGAAACGUUAAAUUUCUAAAUGAAGUCUUUGAAUUUUCAGCUUUUAAUCUAUGAUGUGUUGACUUAGUAUAAUGUGCUGUGGACAGACCCUAUAUUUUAGAUCUUGUGCAGUUAACAAUAUUUAACUUUGAUUUUUUUCAGUAAUCUUUUGAUUAGUACCAGCACUAAUUAAAAAAAUGACUAGGCUACUAACUAGACAAAUAAAAAUUAUUAAUUUUUAUUUCAUACUGUUAUAGAAAAUUCACUCUCCUACAUAUACGAUUCACA